This is a messenger RNA of Mycena citricolor, 2048 nucleotides long. Lineage: Eukaryota; Fungi; Basidiomycota; Agaricomycetes; Agaricales; Mycenaceae. The record is from the annotation of a GenBank genome assembly.
AUUGGUCGUGAGGUUACCUCAGUCAAGUGGGAUCUGAUUACGUCAGGGUGGCAUCAAAUGGGACCAAAUUUUCUUCUUCCUUCAGUCCGCUGGCAUGAGGAUCAACCCCUCGGCUUCGGGGGUAGGGGCUAGGCAGAGGGCAUGGGCCGGUGGGUCAGACUCGGAUGCAUGUCGACAUGGCAUCAACACGGUCCCCUGCCUAGCCUUGCCUUCCCCACACGAACCAUGACGACGACCACGAGCGCAACUGCGGAGCUUGCGACUCCACGGGAUGAAAACUCGACUAUGAACGCGACCGCGACGACCGCCAAGGGGGAUGAGACGUCGUCGUCCGGUUUGGACGCGUCCGCCGUGCUACCGCCGCCCAGACCGACGCGUGGGCUGGGUUUCUGGAUGAUCUUCCUCUCGCUGUGUGUGUGCGGGUUUCUCACCGCCAUAGAGAUGGGCUCCGUCUCCCCGGCCCUCCCGACGAUCAUCGAAGAUCUUCACGGGACCCAGUUCAUCUGGGUCGGCUCGGCUUACGCGCUCGGCGCGACGGCUUUGAUCCCGCUGAGCGGGGGGCUCGCGCAGGUCUUCGGCCGGCGCCCUGUCGUUCUUACCUCGAUCGCCUUAUUUGCGGUGGGUAGUGCGGUGUGCGGUGCAGCACAAAACAUGGGGAUGAUGAUCGCUGGCCGGGCGGUACAAGGUUUAGGCGGAGGGGGAAUCGUGUCGGUCACGCAGAUUAUCGUGGGGGAUCUGGUGCCGCUGCGUGAGCGGGGGAUGUUCAACGGGAUCAUUUCGAUGGCGUAUGCGUUUGGUGUUGGAGUCGGACCGGUCACAGGGGGAGGGUUGGCGUCGCUGGGGCAGUGGCGGUGGUUGUUCUACCUCAAUCUCCCUGUCGCUGGAAUCGCCGGAAUUCUUGCGCUCGUGUUCGUCCGGCUCAAGACUCCCUCCGGGACUCUGCGAGAGAAGCUCGGUCGGAUCGAUUAUGCUGGGAAUGUGCUCGUGGUUGGUGCCACCACUUCGGCGGUUCUUGCCUUGACGUGGGGCGGGAUCCAAUUCGGAUGGGGCUCGGCGCAGGUUCUCGCCCCACUUAUCCUGGGUUUGGUUGGUCUUGUUGCGUUCAUGGUGUACGAGACAUUCGUCGCAUCUAAUCCGCUGGUCCCAUUCGACGUGGUAUCCACUAUGACCGGGUUCAGCGGCCACACGCAGAAUUUUUUGACGUGGCUCGUUCUGAUGACCCUGACAUAUUACACCCAAGUUUACUACCAAGCAUGCUACGACGUCUCCCCCAUUGCAGCCGGCGUGAACGGCCUUCCGCUCGCCAUCGUCCCUGCGCCGAUGGGCCUCAUCGCAGGCGUCAUCACCCAGAAGCGCGGCUCGUUCCGCCUGCCAAUUUGGAUCGGCUGGGUGCUCAUCGUCAUCGGGACCGCCAUGAUGGCCACGCUCGACGAGGCGUCCGCCCGGGCCAAAGCGAUCGGAUUCACAGUCAUCCCAGGGACGGGGAUCGGCAUUCUGAUCUUGAUGGCGUAUUUCCCCGUGUUAGCCCCGAUCAAGGUCGAGAAGAACGCGCAGGCCGUCGCGUUUUUCGUAUUUUUGAGGAAUUUCUCGCUGGUUUGGGGCGUCACUGUCGGAGGCAGCAUUCUGCAGAACCAGCUCCAGCGACACCUCCCCGCGGCCUUCCUAGCACAGUUCCCUCCAGGCUCGGAAAUCGCAUAUUCAAUCAUCCCUGUCAUCAAGACCCUCCCGGAGCCGCUACAGACCGAGGUCCGCGCUGCAUUCGCAAGAUCGCUGCAGACAGUGUGGUGGGCGACGACGGGGAUUGCGGGGCUCGGGCUCUUGUUCAGCCUAUUGAUGAAGCCGUAUCCGCUGCAUACGGCUGUGGAUCGGGAUUGGGGGAUGGAGGGUACACAGAGCGGAAGAGAUGUGGAGAAGGAUGCUACUGCGCCUGUUGCAGAAUGAUAAUGACGAUUACGUAUAUCGAAAGAACGAUUCACGCUGUCAGUGUAAUGCUAUCGAUUUGUUUUCUUGUUGUAUCAUCACAGAAACGAGAGACCGGCUGUUUAGAC